Dipodomys ordii (Ord's kangaroo rat) is the source of this 2914-nucleotide messenger RNA. RefSeq names its product transmembrane protein 25 (gene Tmem25). The coding region runs from base 27 to 1124 and encodes 365 amino acids. The transcript has 8 exons. NCBI's taxonomy places the organism in Eukaryota, Metazoa, Chordata, Mammalia, Rodentia, Heteromyidae. Gene Ontology annotation, biological process: negative regulation of excitatory postsynaptic potential. The record is from RefSeq and is a predicted model, not a curated record.
UGGAUCCCAGGCCCUGGCCCGCCGCCAUGCGGCCGCCUGCGGGCCCAGCCACGCUCCCGCGCGCGCUGCUGCUCCUGCCAGUCCUUCUGGGCUCAGGUUGGGGGGAACUGGCACCACAAAUUGAUGGUCAGACCUGGGCAGAGCGGGCACUUCGGGAGAAUGAACGCCACGCCUUCACCUGCCGGGUGGCAGGUCCUGGCACGCCUCGACUGGCCUGGUACCUGGACGGACGGCUCCAGGAAGCCACCACCUCAAGACUUGUCAGUGUGGGUGGGGAGGCCUUCUCCGGAGGUACCAGCACCUUUACUGUCACUGCUCAGCGGGCCCAGCACGAGCUCAACUGCUCCCUGCAGGACCCAGGCCGCGGCCGGUCAGCUAACGCCUCUGUCAUCCUCAACGUACAGUUUAAGCCGGAGAUUGCCCAGGUUGGAGCCAAGUAUCCGGAGGCUCAGGACCCAGGCCUCCUGGUUGUCUUGUUUGCUUUGGUGCGUGCCAACCCACCUGCCAAUGUCACCUGGAUUGACCAAGAUGGACCAGUGACUGUCAACACCUCUGACUUCCUGGUGCUGGAUGCUCAGAACUACCCCUGGCUCACCAACCACACUGUGCAGCUGCAGCUCCGCAGCCUGCCACACAAUCUCUCGGUGGUGGCCACCAAUGACGUGGGUGUCACGAGCGCCUCGCUUCCAGCUCCAGGACUCUGGGCCGCCCGGGUGGAGGUGCCGCUGCUGGGCAUCGUUGUGGCCGGAGGGCUUGCCCUGGGCACCCUCGUGGGCUUCAGCACCUUGGUGGCCUGCCUGGUCUGCAGGAAAGAAAAGAAAAUCAAAGGCCCUUCCCGACGCCCAUCUCUGAUCUCUAGUGACUCCAACAACCUGAAACUCAACAAUGUGCGCCUGCCGCGGGAGAACAUGUCCCUCCCGUCCAACCUUCAGCUCAACGACCUCACUGCCGAUCCCCGAGCAGGGAAACCAGUAGAACAACCAGUGGCUCGGAACAGCAGCCGGCCAGAGCUUCUGGAAGCUGAGACUGGGGGCCUUCUCACCAGCCGAGGCUUCAUCCGCCUGCCCAUGCUGGGCUACAUCUACCGAGUGUCCAGCGUGAGCAGUGAUGAGAUCUGGCUGUGAGCUGCGUGGGGGAGACGGGAGCGCUGCCCCUGGGCACCCCCAGCCACCCCCUGCCCCACUGGGUUGCCAGCACGAAGAGGCCCGUGCUGCAGCCGCCUGCUGGCACUCCCACAAGGAGUCCCCCGGGAGCUGCGCGUGGGACGUUGCGGUUGCGCUGGGAUCUGAUGCACGAGGCAGGACUGCCAACCAGAACUUGGUCCUUUGCGCUUCCUGGUGCCUAGGCCCAGGCAGUGGACGCUGGCCAGGUGAGUUUCGGUGUCACCUGUAUGGUGUAGGCUGCUAGGUGCCCACACGGACUCCUCGGCACCUGUACAGGAGGCCCGGAGGCUGCCUGCCGGCUUGAGGGACAAAGAGGGCCCUGCGUGUCCUUCCGACACUAUGUAGCUUCGUUCCCUCAGGGAAAAUGUAGUCCCCAACUAGCUGCACAGGAACAGCCUAGGCCCUGGGGCCGUUGGCAAGCACAAAGGAGCCCCUUUGCUGCACACCUCUGCCCUUUCCCACCUGUGCCCCACCUCCUCUUGGGCCUCUACGCCCUGGGCCUCCUCCUGGCUGGGCUCUGGAAGCCCCCUUGGCCCUGCACCCAUGGUGUUGGGGAGGGAGAGGUGACUAGUGUGGUGGCAUCCAGGGUAGCAUGAAGCUAUGCAUCCUUUUUUCUUGUUAGCACUUUAAGCACAUCCCCUAGGGGACGGGGUGCGAGGGCCUGGAGCCCCGCUGGCUUCCCCAAGUUUCCUGUGAUUCACUGUGUCCCGAGUUCUCAGGAUUGAUGGUUUCCCUCUCAGCAUGUCUCCCUCCCACGGACCCCAGCCCCACAUCAGCCGGAAGCCCCCGGCCUGCCCCAUCGUGUUCUUUCGGGGUUGGUUGUAAGCAGAGAUAGAGGGACAUGGAGAAAGAGGGAGACCAGAUACCCCCAAAUGACCUCAGAAUGCUUUAAGAAGCAACAUGGAAGUGCUUGAAUAACAGAGUGCAGAGUAUAUUUUUCCCUUGUUGCUCUCUUGUUUUGUAAUUGUUCUCACAUUAUUGCCCAGGACAGUGCUGAGCACAGUAAACUCAAACAUGAAGAUGAUGUCUCUGCUUCAUUUCUUCAAAAACAUUUUUAAAUUUAUCCUUUUUAAAGUCAAUGGGUUUGUAAGGAACGCCUCCUCUCUCGGUGUGUUCCCUGUGUAUAGAGUAGGCUGACAGUGUAGCACGUUAGCAUCAUCUCUGCCCCUCUUGACUCUCUUGUGCCUUUGGAAUCCUCCGGCAUCUCUAUAGCCAGUUUUCCACGUUGAACAGCCUUUGUGAGACACAACUAGCAUGGCUGCAGGCUUCCUGAAGGGAGCAUAGCUGAUGCACCCCAAAAUAUUCCUUGAAUUUGUCCACCUAUUCCAAGCCACUGUCAUCUCCCACUUGGAUUACUGCAAUAGCCAGGCUCCUGGGGCCACAACAGACAGGGCUGCAGCUGGCAGGUGGGUGGCCUGUGAGCAAGCAGAGAGAGAGCCCUCCCAUCCUGGCCAAAGUAAAUUUCAGGAGAGAAGUGGUUCUUUCAAACAGAAAGCCAUCAGUUCCCCAGCUGGAUGGCCCCUGAACCGGCUCAGUUCUGCUACUGCGAGGUAGCUCUCAGACUGUUUCCCUUGCUCUGACUUCAGAUGCUAGGUCCAGGUUGUUUAACCUGCGUUCUGAUCCACCAGAAAUUGAUGGAGUUCCCAUCACCCCUCCUUGAGUUUCACUCAUUAGUGUGAGCGGCUGACAGCCCUGAGAGCCACUGCUGGCUUAUGGCAAAGGACAUUACAAAGGACAGGGAUGCAUGGGGU